Messenger RNA from Guyanagaster necrorhizus, 1778 nucleotides. RefSeq lists its product as uncharacterized. The record is from RefSeq and is a predicted model, not a curated record. The transcript has 12 exons. Lineage: Eukaryota; Fungi; Basidiomycota; Agaricomycetes; Agaricales; Physalacriaceae. Bases 45 to 1724 code for a protein of 559 amino acids. Gene Ontology annotation, cellular component: transcription factor TFIIIC complex. Gene Ontology annotation, molecular function: RNA polymerase III type 1 promoter sequence-specific DNA binding; RNA polymerase III type 2 promoter sequence-specific DNA binding. Gene Ontology annotation, biological process: transcription initiation at RNA polymerase III promoter.
UGCCUUUUGCUUUCUUGACUUUACCUUUUUCCUUUACCUUCAGAAUGGAUUCCAAUACUGAACCCCAGGCGUCUACUUCGGGCUCGACCUCUACGUACCGUGAAGCGGCAGCCCUUCCUCUACCUUCGACGCCUUUCUAUUCCGUUGAGUAUCCCGGUCGCGUAAAACCUACUUCUGUUCCAGAGGCUAUUCGUACUCUGGGGGGUCAGGCAACCCUGGAUAGCGCAUUCAGACGCGCCACAUCGAAAGCCGAGUCUCUUGUAGAGCUUACCUUCAGACCUGACAACCCAUUCUCUCAUCCCAUUCCAGGCGAAGUCGUGGCUUCGAAUGCCAUCCUCUUGAAGGUCGUCAAACGGAAGAAAAAGAAACAAACUGAAAGCCCAGAGGAUGUCUUUAUUGGAGAAUAUACGACAGAAGCAGUCGGUAUCAUUCCCAAGACUAUAAGAUUUCGAAGUUUGGCUGAUUAUCAAUACCAGCCCGAUGUUGAAGAUCCUAUGGGUAAACUCCGCAUGUCUAUGUCCGCCAUGGAUGUGGAAGCCAUUCGCGCAUAUAGAUUUCCUGAAGAAAAGGCCGAUUAUAUGGUCCCAGCCAACUCAUCAUCUUCACCACCACUGCCACCACCUUUCUCGACCUCAGAUUCAGAUUUUGAGAUGAAUCUAGAUCCGCAACUGAUGGAUGUCUCGAAACCUCCACCCGUUUCUGAUUCCGCCAUGCGAAGCAAUCUUCGUCUGUUUCCUCCACCAAUUUUCAGCAGACAAACUAUUCCCCAAGUAUACAACUUCAAGGCAAAUACUGCUUCCAUUGUCUCAACAACCGUCGAUGAAGAGACUGGCGAGGAAAAGAAGAGACUUAUCAAUCGUAUGCGCUGGAAAGGUUAUGGACCUGCCACAAUAUCUUUCACAGACACAGCAGUUCCUGACAAACCACCUCAGAACGUUGAAGCUGUCCGCGCUCAAGUAGACCAAAGAAUUUUAAAAAUGCUUGAAGCUUUCUUCAACGACCGACCUGUAUGGACACGGAUGUCACUGUUCAACCAAUUUGCACCCGGAGAAGCCAGGGAAAUCCACAAUUCCAAAGUGUUACUGCCUCUUGUAUGUUAUGUUUUCCAAGAUGGACCGUGGCGCGAUACAUUGGUCAGGUUCACUUAUGAUCCUCGAAAACAUACGGAAGCCAGAUUAUUCCAGCGGCUGUACUUCAGGAAUGCAAAUCACCCCAUCGCCAGACCAUCAGUUGCUACGAGGCGUCAAGAUCGUUCGGCUACCAACACUCUCUUGGAGCAUGGUGUGGACAAAGAUCUCGAACGCAGGACUUCUCAUAUCUUUGAUGGCCGUACUUUGACGAAAGAGACCGCCGCCUUCCAACUGUGCGAUAUUGAAGAUCCAAUGUUGAAAGAAAUGAUUGAGGAUGCCAGCGACCUGCGUGAAACUUGCGACGAGCGCGAUGGAUGGUAUUCGACACACGUAUUUGAACGUAUCAAGGCUGUCCUUCGGCAUAAAUUCUUCUCCCUUCUCGACGGGCAUAUUGCGACGGACGAAGAGUGUCGUAACUUGCUUGCAACCCAUGAAGGUUCUACCAGCAGGACAAUGACAACAUCUAGAAAUGCCAAAUUGCGUUCUGGAAAACACAACAUGGCAAAAGGAGCUUUAAGACCAGAGGACGCUGCGGCACUGCGGUUGAGAGCGACACUGGACCGAAACGCAAAGAAUAUUCCGAUACAACGUUAAACUCAAUGGUUACUUGGAGAAAAGUUGGUCCCGAGAACUAUUCUUGUCAUGUGC